AGAAGCGGUCCAGUUCCGGAGGCGGCCUCGGCCGCCGCCAUCUGUCACCUCGCCUCCGGCCCCGGCAGCGCGUCGCUAGUGCCCCGCCCGUGUCCUCGGCGGAGCCCGCUCCUCGGUCUGUCAUCUCUCGGCUCCGUUCUCGUCCCUGCCUUCUUCCCGGAAUGGAUCUGGUCGGAGUGUCAACACCUGAGCCCGGCCCCGCAGCCGCCUGGGGUUCCAGUAAGUGCCCGUGGGCUACCCCUCAAAACACAGUAUCCUGCUCACUGACCGAGGUGAUGAGCGAAGAGUUGGCCAAAGAGCUGCAGCUGGAAGAAGAGGCGGCUGCUUUCCCCGAGGUUGUUGUCGCUGAAGGUCCAUUCAUUUCUGGAGAAAACAUUGACACUUCCAGUGACCUAAUGCUGGCUCAGAUGCUACAGAUGGAAUUUGACAGAGAAUAUGAUGCACAGCUUAGGCGUGAGGAAAAAAAGUUCAAUGGUGAUAGCAAAGUCUGCAUUUCAUUUGAAAACUAUCGAAAAGUGCAUCCUUUUGAAGACAGUGACAGCUCUGAAGAUGAGGUUGAUUGGCAGGACACUCGGGAUGACCCCUACAGACCAGCAAAGCCAAUUCCUACUCCAAAAAAGGGCUUUAUUGGAAAAGGAAAAGACAUCACCACUAAGCAUGAUGAAGUAGUCUGUGGGAGAAAGAACACAGCAAGAAUGGAAAAUUUUGCACCUGGCUUUCAGGUAGGGGAUGGAAUCGGAAUGGAUUUAAAACUGUCCAACCAUGUUUUCAAUGCCUUAAAACAACAUGCCUACUCGGAAGAGCGUCGAAGUGCCCGUCUCCACGAGAAGAAGGAGCAUUCUACCGCUGAAAAAGCAGUUGAUCCUAAGACACGCUUGCUUAUGUAUAAAAUGGUCAACUCGGGAUUGCUGGAGACAAUCACUGGCUGUAUUAGUACAGGAAAAGAAUCUGUCGUCUUUCAUGCGUAUGGAGGGAGCCUAGAGGAUGACAAGGAAGAUGGUAAAGCUAUACCAACCGAAUGUGCCAUCAAGGUAUUUAAAACAACCCUUAAUGAGUUUAAGAAUCGCGACAAAUACAUUAAAGAUGAUUUCAGGUUUAAAGAUCGCUUCAGUAAACUAAAUCCACGUAAGAUCAUCCGCAUGUGGGCAGAGAAAGAAAUGCACAAUCUUACAAGAAUGCAGAAGGCUGGAAUUCCUUGUCCAACAGUAGUACUACUUAAGAAGCACAUUUUAGUUAUGUCUUUCAUUGGCCAUGAUCAAGUUCCAGCCCCUAAACUAAAAGAAGUACAGCUUAGUAGUGAAGAAAUGAAGGACGCCUACUAUCAGACUCUCCAUCUGAUGCAGCAAUUAUAUAAUGAGUGUACCCUUGUGCACGCUGACCUCAGCGAGUAUAACAUGUUGUGGCAUGCUGGAAAGGUCUGGUUGAUUGAUGUCAGUCAGUCUGUAGAACCAACUCAUCCUCAUGGCCUGGAGUUCUUAUUCCGUGACUGUAGGAAUGUUUCACAGUUUUUCCAGAAAGGAGGAGUGAAGGAAGCCCUUAACGAGCGGGAGCUGUUCAAUGCUGUUUCUGGCCUGAACAUCUCAGCAGACAACGAAGCUGAUUUCUUAGCUGAGAUAGAAGCUUUGGAGAAAAUGAAUGAAGAUCAUGUGCAGAAGAACGGAAGGAAAGCAGCCGCGUUUCUGAAAGACGAUGGAGGGCCACCUGUGCCGUAUGCAGACUAGCACCAGCGCCUGCUCCCCGCCAACAGCAGUGACCGCCAGCUGCCGGCAGCCAACCAGUGGGGUGACUUGAAAUACCAAAGCAGGAGUGCACGUGCUGCUCCUGUGGUCCCACUUGUGACCCACGCGCCAGAUGUGGGGAAUUUUUAACUCGGCAUUGAAAGAAUAAAAUGUCACUACCUCUCAUCUCAUCCAAAGGAUAAUAUGAUUCUUUAACAGGUAGAAUGUCUAGUUGAAGGAGUUUGGAUCUUACACCACUCGUGGUCUGAAAUAUCUUGAUGAGGAUUUUAAACGUAGGUAGUGUUAAAUGUGGGGGAGCUGUGAGGCAUUUACUGGGGAGGGUUGCUGGCUGCACCGCGCCCCUCUCGCCUGCUUCCUGUCGUGUCUUUCUGCAAACGCUGUCGUUCUAAUUUAGCCCUUCUCAGCUGCUCUGAAAUGGGGAUUUGUUUCACAGUGGAUGGUGGAAAUAGACAUGAGCAGUGUACCUUCUAGUGGUUCAUCACAAAAAUGUAUGGAAUUCUACAUUUCCAUCUCAUACCCAGGAAAACGGCAGCUUUCUGAAAGAUAAAUAUAGAAGGAUUUCUUAACUAAAUUUUAAAUUUUAACUUGGGUUUUUUUUUUCAUUUAGAUUAAGUGGUUGGGAAGUAAUUCAUCUGCAUUUAUAAUGAAAAUACAAAAUAUUUGGAAGGACAGACUACAAGAAUUGUAUUUGAUACAUUUUAAGAAGGCAAUGAAACUAAUUUCAGUUUGCAGUUUCUUAAAAUUGUCUACAUAUUGAUUGCUAGUUGUUUUCAGAGACAGAGAGAGAGAGAGAGAGAGAGAGAGAGAGAGAGAGAGAGAGAGAGAGAGAGAGAGAGAGAGCGCAAAGUAAUUGGAGCUGUUAAAUAAGUGCAAGACAACUUGAGUUGUGUGCAGAACAACUCCAAGUAACAAGUGAACCAAGCAGCUCAGCCGCUCAGCCUCUGUCUGCCAGCCUUUCCACUGGCUAGACUCUGCUUUGAGAAGUGAGCGGUGUCCCGGACGCCAUUGGUUGCUUGCUGUCGCUCCAUUAGCCUCCCUAUUACCCCAGGUCCAGGAGUCAGACUGGAUCGAUAAACAGCCUAACUCUGUCUGGUUAUAAAGAUUAAAAACGUAAUUUAUGUUUGAAAGAUUUUAACAUUAUUUUAAAAUGUCAAAUGUUCUUUGUAGGGCUAUUUAUUUUUGUUUCUGUUAUACUGCUUUAGUUGCAUUUCUGAGGAGUGUGACUUUAGGUAGCUUAUCCCACCCUGAGGUAUUUGCUACUCGGCAACAAAGAUUUAAAUGAUGACUAAUUAUUGGCUGCACAAAAAUUCGAGAGAACUCACUUGAAACAAUCAUUUAAAACUUUGUUUUCUUUCUUGACAUAGUCAUUUUCAAACCAUUGCUUGGAGUGUACUGUGACUUUGCCUUUCAAGAAAUUAAAAAUGGGAUCAUUUUA
Messenger RNA from Mesocricetus auratus (golden hamster), 3174 nucleotides. RefSeq names its product RIO kinase 3 (gene Riok3). Gene Ontology annotation, cellular component: preribosome, small subunit precursor; cytosol. The transcript has 13 exons. Gene Ontology annotation, biological process: maturation of SSU-rRNA; protein phosphorylation. Bases 162 to 1721 code for a protein of 519 amino acids. Gene Ontology annotation, molecular function: protein serine/threonine kinase activity; ATP binding. NCBI's taxonomy places the organism in Eukaryota, Metazoa, Chordata, Mammalia, Rodentia, Cricetidae. The record is from RefSeq and is a predicted model, not a curated record.